Serpula lacrymans var. lacrymans S7.9 is the source of this 1602-nucleotide messenger RNA. RefSeq lists its product as uncharacterized. The record is from RefSeq and is a predicted model, not a curated record. Bases 1 to 1602 code for a protein of 533 amino acids. Gene Ontology annotation, biological process: transmembrane transport; carbohydrate transport. The transcript has 16 exons. Gene Ontology annotation, cellular component: plasma membrane. Lineage: Eukaryota; Fungi; Basidiomycota; Agaricomycetes; Boletales; Serpulaceae. Gene Ontology annotation, molecular function: carbohydrate:proton symporter activity.
AUGGCGGGAGACGUCCCAACGAGUCGCAGAGCGAUCCUGCUCGCAAUCUUCAUUGCUUUCGUUUCUCAAGCUCUCACCAAUGGAAUACUGCUUUGUUUCUUGUUCGGUUACGACAUGGGUGUCAUAUCUGGAUGUUUGAUUAUGCCCGACUUUAUAAGACGAUUUGGUCAAAUCGGUGCAGACGGGUUGCCAUAUCUAUCCAGUUCAAGACAAUCUAUCAUUGUUUCUCUAUUAUCUGCGGGCACAUUCUUCGGUGCUCUUGCCCAAGCAUUCACAGCUGACAGUCUUGGUCGUCGGGGAUCUAUCCUUUUAUGGUCUGCCAUAUUCACUGCGGGUGUUGCAAUACAGACAGGAACGACUUAUUCCCUUGUGCAACUCGUAAUUGGUCGAUUCAUUGCUGGCCUUGGUGUGGGUUCACUUUCAGCAAUUGUACCGCUAUAUAAUGGUGAAACUGCACCAAAAGCUAUUCGCGGAACAAUUCUGGUUAUGUAUCAGGUGCAAAUCGUUACAGGAAUAUUCCUGAGUUAUUUGAUUGAACUCGGAAGUCACGAAAUUAAUAAUUCUGCCUCAUGGCGCAUUCCUGUUGGCCUUCAGUUAGUAUGGGGUCUUAUCCUACUUUCUGGUAUGUUCUUUUUACCCGAAUCUCCACGUCACCUCCUUGGGACAGGGAGAGAAGAGGAGGCGCGCCGUGUGAUCGCCGAACUAAACAACGUAUCGGAGGAUGAUCCACUCGUCAUCGAAGUCGUUGAAGAGCUUGACUUUGCUAUCAGAGCUGAAAACGAAGGUGGACAAGCAACGUGGGCUGAGUGCUUCUCCACGAGAAAUGCGCUUUGGAAGAGAACGAUCAAUGGUAUGAUGUUGCAAUUCAUCCAACAGCUGAAUGGGCAAAAUUUCUACUAUUACUAUGGAGAUACCUUUUUCCAGGCUGCUGGAACUCAACUUACGCCCUAUGCUAUUCAAACUAUCCUCGGUGCUGUUUCAGUAGCAGGGACGUUACCUGCUUUGUAUCUUAUUGAAACGUGGGGCCGUCGUCGUUCCCUUCUUACAGGUGCACUGCUGCAAUCCAUCUGUGCCAUUAUCGUCGCCUUGGUUGGACAUUUCACAUUGGCGGCGACUGGUACACCCGUUAGCGAGCUCACCGCUCGCAACAAAAGUGGAGGCAACGUGAUCAUCGCGUUCGCGGUUCUGCAUGUCUUUCUCUAUGGCACAUCAUGGGGUCCCACUCCAUGGGUGUACCUCGGGGAGUCGUUCCCCCUUCGUAUUCGCCCCAAAGCCAUUGCAUUGGGUAGUGCUACGAAUUGGCUAUGGAACUUCAUGCUUUCGUUCUUCUCGCCAAGAAUUGUAGCUAGUAUUGGCCCGCUCAUUCUCUUGGUCUUCUUUGGUAUGCUCAUCUUCGGAUUCUGCUACGUCUAUCUUGCAAUCCCUGAAACCAAGGGUAUCACACUGGAAGAGGUCGACGAACUGUACAGUUCUGGUGUUCCAGCGUGGCGUUCUGCAAGUUGGAUACCAAGUGAUAAAACGCACGUGCAACAUCGCCGUGCUGACGAGGUCAAAGAGGUCCACGAGAAGCAAUCAGACAGUGCAGAAAAGGCCCGUGACUAG